Molecule: messenger RNA, 1314 nt
Organism: Caenorhabditis briggsae
Lineage: Eukaryota; Metazoa; Nematoda; Chromadorea; Rhabditida; Rhabditidae
Gene: Cbr-nhr-61
Product: Protein CBR-NHR-61
Exons: 6
Coding region: 1-1314 (437 amino acids)
Biological process (GO): regulation of DNA-templated transcription
Molecular function (GO): zinc ion binding; DNA-binding transcription factor activity; sequence-specific DNA binding
Source: RefSeq, a predicted model, not a curated record
AUGAUAAUCGAUUCGUCUCUAACGACCGCUUCGACGUCUUCAAACGGCGGAAAGUUCUCACCACCCAAGAAGACGUUACUGUGUGCUGUAUGCGGAGAUCAAGCCCGGUUGCAAAAAUUUUGUAAUUUUGAGCCAAAUUUUGAGCUCUCAAUACAAUUUUCUCCAUUAUUUUUUGUGUUUUUGGCUCUUGGAAAGCACUACGGGGUGAAUGCGUGUAACGGAUGUAAAGGAUUUUUUCGGCGAAGUAUUUGGAAGAAUAGGACGUACGCUUGCCGAUACGGUGGCAAGUGUUUAGUGGCGAAAGAACAACGAAAUGCGUGUCGAUCGUGUCGUCUGGCGCAAUGUCUAAAAGUGGGAAUGAAUCCACGGGCGGUUCAAGGUGACACUCCGGAUUUCCCUGAACCGAUGGAAAUGGAUGAAGAUAGUAUAGCAGAUAAGGAGACGCAGACAGAUUUAUCGGAGAAAUUAGUCAAAAAAUCAAUUAAAAAAGAGCCGGAAAAAGAGGAAAUCAUCGAAAAAUUGAGGUCAAUAUAUUCUCGGAUUGAUCCUGAAGACACGUGGAACCAGUCGAUUCCCGGAAUUUACGAUUUCCGCUACGCCUUCUAUCAUACAGAAGUGGUCUCACCACGAACAGCCCUCAAACCAACUGCUGAAAGAAUUGCCACGUUGAAUGACGUGGUUUCUGACUUCAGAAGAGCGUUCGUUCUCUUCGCCGACAUCGUCAAAUCGAUUGAUCAGCUGCAGAAUAUUCCAGAAGAUGAUAAAAUGAAAAUCGCCAAGUCUCGAUUCGCCGCAUUCUAUUGGUGGUUGUGUUCGACGUGGAGUGCACAGGCGGGAUGUAACGGCGUCUGCUAUUCGAAUGGAUCGUUUCAUCCUGCGACGCCAAAUGAAAUGCCAAAAACCGAGGGGAAGCACGGUGUUCGAAUUGAGUAUGUCGAUUACAACGGCGUGUCGCAGAAGAGUUUGGAGAAUCUUGUAGAGCCAUUGAAGCGAAUGAAGUUGAGUGAUGAGGAGAGAAUGGUUGGAGCUGUCAUGGUUAUCCUUGCCGAUCCAGUGCCCAAUGUAUCCGCGAAAACUGAUAAGAUCCUGGCGGAUACUAGGGAUUUCUAUCUGGAACUUCUCAGCUAUUGCAACAACCUACCAGAAGAGCAACUAUGUAUUAGAGUAUCGAAUAUGGUUCUUUUUGUGGCUUCUAUUAUGGAACUAGUGCACUUAUCAACCGACAAUAUUCAACUAUCCGACGUGCUACACGUCAUCGAUCUUGGAGACUGGUCUACGGAGCUUCGGGAUCACCGAUAUAGACGGCAAUUUUGA